Messenger RNA from Guillardia theta CCMP2712, 297 nucleotides. RefSeq lists its product as hypothetical. Bases 1 to 297 code for a protein of 98 amino acids. The transcript is spliced from 3 exons. The record is from RefSeq and is a predicted model, not a curated record. NCBI's taxonomy places the organism in Eukaryota, Cryptophyceae, Pyrenomonadales, Geminigeraceae.
AUGAUCGGCGGAAAGCAGCUUUUGCAGAUGUUGAACUACGAGGCGGGAGUGGACCCCACUCAGACUACCGAGCCAUUCUUCGCUGGAAUGCACACUGUAAACUUCAAAAUGAUAUCUUGGACCUCUCCUAACACGCGCAUGGGCCAGUCCUCCAACCCCGCUGCCUCCCCCCACGUCUUGGGCGCUGGAUUUGUUCGCGGACAUCCCACCUUCAGCUCGCUUGUGUUGCCCCAGAACAUCGUCUACCAUCCCACCAACCACCCCAAGGACAACUGGUGGAUGCCCGAGCAGUUCUAA